This is a messenger RNA of Dendrobium catenatum, 986 nucleotides long. RefSeq names its product bet1-like SNARE 1-1. The record is from RefSeq and is a predicted model, not a curated record. Bases 586 to 960 code for a protein of 124 amino acids. NCBI's taxonomy places the organism in Eukaryota, Viridiplantae, Streptophyta, Magnoliopsida, Asparagales, Orchidaceae. The transcript is spliced from 5 exons.
UUGUCCUAUCCAAAUUUGUCUAUGGAUGACAACCGACUUUACUAGCAAGCAAUUUUCUUGAAAAGAUUUAGAGAAUCUAGAGAUAAUUGGGUGAGUAUGGAGAGUGAGAGAGAGAAAUGCAGUGCAAAGUAUACUCAUAAAAUAAGAAAUCGUGAAUUGUCCAAAGAUCCGGGGAGUAAAAAGAAAAGACCCAAAAUGUGCCUUCUAACCUUUUUAUUUAUAGAAUUUGAAAUGUUAUGGAGAGACAAUAAAAGGUAAAAAUAUAAGUACAAUAUUGAUAAUGAUCCAUCACAAACUAUACAUGACGCGUGGCAUGAGUAGAUAGGCACUUGCAUGUGAGUGUGUUGGGUAAGAUGGAGGGACUGGUUUUAUGGUUGAAGUGAUAUUAAGACUAGCUUUGGUCUGUCGUCUACCAUUUUUUGAUGUUCUCUUCAUCUUGCUAUAUGAAUUUGUGAUUCCACAAUCAUAUAUAUCAGUGUAAACCGUGUUUUAAAGGAGGAAAGGAUGGUGAAGUACAUUCAUCAGGCGAAGUUUCAAAUUUUAGCAGAGAAUAUCAUGGAAAUGAAAUGAUAAGUUCUUUUUAACAUGAGAGAUCGCCGCAGCAUUAGAGCUGCUCUGUUUGAUGGCAUUGAAGAGGGAGGAGUACGUGCCUUAUACAAUAAUCAUGAUAUUGAUGAGCAUGACAAUAACAUAGCUAUUGAUGGGCUACAGGAUAGAGUUAAUAUUCUCAAGGCACUGACUGGGGACAUACAUGAAGAGAUGGAGACUCAUAAUAAGCUAUUGGAUAAAAUGGGCCACAGCAUGGAUGCUUCCAGAGGAACCCUUCAUGGAAACCUGGAUCGUUUCAAGAAGGUGUUUCAGAGCAAAUCAAACCGUCAUAUGGCAGCAAUUGUGGCUUCAUUUAUCGCAACUUUUUUCCUCAUUUAUUAUCUCAUCAGAUGCUUGUCUGCAAUUGAAUAACUCAAUGAGCAACAAUCUUUUAAUCA